AUGCAUGGGAGAGCUGUCGCUAUUACGCCAAAGUGGCCCGCAAGCACAAAAUGGAUUGAUUGGGAGCAUUUUUGCCAAAUAUAUCACACAAAAGAACAUUUUGAUUCAUCUUCACCCAUAAAUAGAGCGAAUGCGGAGGUGUUAAGUGUUCCGCAAUAUGGUUAUAAUCCAACACCCACCACAAGUAGUCGGACGUUUAGCGGAAGCCAAAAUGACGAGGCAUGGAAUCGAUUCAACAACAUUUUAAAGAAGCAAGAAGAUUUGGUAGCAGCAAAGAACAACUCACCAUAUGCACAAGUCCUUGCUAGUUUUCACUGGUUGUUGAAUAAGCUUCUACGAUCAGUUGGUGACGAUAUGUGUAUGGAAUUUUACAGAUAAUGAACUUAAAUAAAAAAAUUUAAACAAA
Molecule: messenger RNA, 406 nt
Organism: Bactrocera latifrons
Lineage: Eukaryota; Metazoa; Arthropoda; Insecta; Diptera; Tephritidae
Exons: 4
Coding region: 1-378 (125 amino acids)
Source: RefSeq, a predicted model, not a curated record